Molecule: messenger RNA, 531 nt
Organism: Henningerozyma blattae CBS 6284
Lineage: Eukaryota; Fungi; Ascomycota; Saccharomycetes; Saccharomycetales; Saccharomycetaceae
Product: integrase catalytic domain-containing protein
Exons: 1
Coding region: 1-531 (176 amino acids)
Biological process (GO): DNA integration
Molecular function (GO): nucleic acid binding
Source: RefSeq, a predicted model, not a curated record
AUGUAUUAUAAAUUCAUUAACAAGAAUGGUAUUAGAGUAAAAUUUUAUUACGAUAUGCCAUCAACAAAACUUGAAAUUCAAUUAAAUGAGAUGGUCCAUUUUCCAAAAUGGAUGGUUGAUUUGAAUAAGUGUGAAAUUUGUGUAGCUGGAAAAAUGACUAAACAUUUUCAUUAUACAAAUUCAAUGAAUAAUUAUACAAUGCUAAAGACACCAGGUUCGUCAUGGACUAUUAAUUUGUUUGGUCCAGUUAACAAAGUUACAUCAGGAACACCUAGGUUUAUGAUGCUAAUGGUUGAUAGUGUUUCAAGAUAUGUUAUAUGCACAACUCAUCUUUACAAAAUUGAUGAUGAAAUUGUUGCUCAAAUUGAUAAUAAUAUAAGAUUUAUUGAAACACAAUUUGGACGAAAAGUACAAGAAUUUAUUACAGAUAGAGGCUCGGAAUUUACAAAUAAUGAUUUAAAAUUAUUAGAAGAUAAAAAGGGAAUUCAACUACUCUCUUCAAUUUCAGUACAAAGAAGAAUCAUUACCUAA